This is a messenger RNA of Haplochromis burtoni (Burton's mouthbrooder), 3231 nucleotides long. Its product is annotated as zinc finger protein 615. Lineage: Eukaryota; Metazoa; Chordata; Actinopteri; Cichliformes; Cichlidae. The transcript is spliced from 2 exons. Bases 149 to 1195 code for a protein of 348 amino acids. Gene Ontology annotation, molecular function: DNA-binding transcription factor activity; RNA polymerase II cis-regulatory region sequence-specific DNA binding. The record is from RefSeq and is a predicted model, not a curated record. Gene Ontology annotation, biological process: regulation of transcription by RNA polymerase II.
GAAAACACACGUCUUUUUGUGUGUUUUCUUUUUUGUGGCUCAGCUAGCUUUCUGCAGGAAAUCUGACCAUCUGCAUCGAUUAAAGGCGGCUUCCAAGCAGUCGACCGUUCAAAGCGGAGGUGCAGGAAAAGCAUCAUCAUCCUCGGUCAUGGCCGGAAACAAAAACUGGGAUGGCGCCGGUGGGAUGGACCAGAUAACAGUCGUGAGAAUAGACGACACUCACAUCGCUGAAGAGGAGUCGCACGUCGACGGGAAGGUGUUCUACGAGGUGGAGUGCUCGCUGCCUGCGGAGGACGAGGUCGUGGGAGAGGAUGACGAUGACGGCGUCUACGUCAUCGAGUAUUCAAACCCUGAAGAGGAGGGGGAGAGUUACCAGUUCACGAUGUCCGUAGAUCGGUCGCUCCCAGCGAAAGAGCCGAUUGUUAAAACUCCGGUGGUCAGCGAGAACCCCGGAGCUCUGCUGCCGUCCAGACCGGCGAGGUUGCGACCUCAGGUGAGCCAGAAGAGGAGGUUGGUAACCGAGGAAGAGGAGAUCAAAAGCGAAGAGUUCACGGUGAGCAAUAAGAGCGUGCUGGCGCUGGGAGAGGAUUACAGCGACGUGAUGGAGAUGAACUCGGGCUCAGGUAAGAAACUGGUGUGCACGAUGUGCCCGCCGCCCGGCAAGCUUUUCAAGAGGGCGUCUGGGCUGGCGGUGCAUUUAAAGCAGAUGCACCACAUGGAGGGGAAGAAGACGUUCUUCUGCAACUCCUGCCAGCAGUCGCUCCGCACUCAGAUCGAGCUGGACGCGCACACGAGGCGCCACGCCAACCAGGACGCCGUGUUCGUCUGCCGCCUCUGCGCAGCCGAGGAGGAAGCCGGCACGGAGGAGAAGAAGGGGUUCAAAGGGUCCAGGUGGGGCCUGAAGAAGCACCUGGAGAAGGAGCAUCCAGGUGUUAUCCCGCGCUGUGACAUCUGCAACAAAGGCUUCAAGACGCUCGUGUCGUACCUCGCCGACCAGUUCCGGCACGUCGGGGUGUCGCCGUACUACUGCGCCAAGUGUCAGAUCUACGAAAUGACUGAGCGCGGUCUGAGCGUGCACAUCAGAAACCACAACAAGAAGAAGAUGACUGAGCAGAAGGCUAAUGAAAGCCGCCUGCAGACUUUUGAAGUCUCCGCCGGUGCUGAUAACUCGGCGACAGACGACUCCGACUUCUGACGCUCCAGACUCACCGUUUAGCUUCGUGUUCGAGUGAAGCGGCUCACAGACGUCAGGGUCAAAUCCCAUAUUUUAUGCAUCUGAACUGAACUUUGGGCAGAAAAACUUUCCCCCUAACAGUUAGAAAACCUUUUUUGUGUGUGUGCAGUUAAUGACCAAACAUGUUACUGUUUAAGUAGAAGUGUCUAAGAAUUAUUUGAAUUCCCUUCCUUUAUUUUCAAUUAGGGAUAAUCGUAGUUGAUGAAACGGGACAAAAAACUUGUCUCAAAGAAAAACGUCCAGGAAACGGUCAGAAUCAGCACAGGCGUCCAUUAACUACUGUGUGUUUAUUUAAAAGACAUUUUACACAUUUAAUCACAGCCUUCAGUAACCAUCUUUUUUAAAUGUUGCUGAUAUCUGUGGCGCACACACACAGUCAGGUUAGUCUUCUUACCUUGCAGGUUAACCCGUAAUGAUCACAGCUGUGCUUCCAUCAGAAGUGACUUCCAGGGUCGCCUCAAGUCUGUUUUUAAAAGAAAGUUAAGCAGCACAGAGCAGGCGAUUGGGUCAGGAAGUCAGAGACAGCAACAGCAUAAAGAAUUUGAUACAUUUUCAAAAUAAAAGAUCCUUUGAAGACUAAACGCUUGUUUCUGAAACACUCCCGCUGUGUAAGGUGGAUCAAAACUUCACCAAAGAGAAGCAGCCGCUGUGUUUCAGGGUUAAGUUUACGCGCUCAUUUUCUCAAACAAGGUGCUUCCCUGAACGAAUAGCAGGACUGUACUUAUGAUGGCCCCCUACAACCAGCAGGUAACUACUACUGUACAUCAAUAAAAUGAAUAUAUCUAAACUGGGACGUUUCAGACUGGGUAAAAGUCAGCUAGAAAAAAGGCCCAACGGUCCAACUUUGAGACAUCAGAGCAGGUUACAGCCAAUCUGGUGCAGUUUUCUAAAAAUCGCACUCUUGGACUAAAACUGAAUUUUCCAAACAUAAAUGCAGUUGUUUGGAGGCGUUAUUACAGAAACUUUCCAGGUGUAACUCCCAUUUCAUGAAGUGUUACAGAAAAAUAUAGCCGACACAAACAGACCCAAGCUUUCAGUCACAUCACAUGAUCUUUUUUUACAGGUGCUAAAAUAAAAGGAUCAAACACUCUGGACCAGCAAACAAAGGAAACACCCCAAACACUAAGACAUUUAAGCUGUUUGUGGAGGGAAAAUGCCAAAAGUUUGAACCUUUCACUUCACUUGGUGUGCGUUAUUUUUAUAUAUUACUGGUCAGCUGACCUCAAGAAGUUACGACAGAAGACACAUUCAAAGCUGUUCAUUUGCCUUUUUCGUUGAGUAUGUGUUAUACCUUUUGUGAAGGAGCUUUCCAAGGUGAAAAAGCUACAAAUAUUUAAAAAGACCCAAAAAACUUUAAAAUACACAUAACUUUGUGUAACAGGAAUACAGAUAAUUAGCAUUAAUGGUCCCUGAAUACUCAAUGUAGGACUCUUUUAGUGGACUCUGGCCACACAUUGGAAACCAAUGAAAUGUUACAGUCUUAACUGCGUUUGUGAAGUUUGUACUGAAAUAUGCAUCAACACUAAAUCAAGCAUAAAACUCUUUUCGAGGCUAAAAUGUGGCUUUUAAAGAGCCGGCCGUGUGUAAUUAAAUUGCCACAGAGCUCACUCGUUGCAGGAGCCGAAACCUUUCAAAUGUUAUUUUAAACUCAUCCUGUCAUAACUGUACGUUUUAUGUUACAGGAGGUGAAAAUCAUUCGAAUAUGAACUGAGUUUGCUGCAUAACACUGAAAAGAGAUGCAACGAGCUGUGUUAUGAAGCGUUUUAGUUUUUCUUCUUUUUAAUUGAAAUGCAGUGAAAUCGCAGGUUUGCUGUGUUAAUUUUUUUGCUUUUUUGUUCUUUGCUGUGGUGAUUUCAUUUUUUGCCUGCAACAUUGCAUUAAAGGGAAAUGCCACUGAUUCUUAGCGCUGCUGUUUUCUGUUCACAUUUUUACUCUGUAAAGUGAGUGUGGAUGAGUUUUUAUGCUGAAGGGGGUUUACAAGGUGCUUCAUGUGUCAC